Camponotus floridanus (Florida carpenter ant) is the source of this 1608-nucleotide messenger RNA. RefSeq lists its product as uncharacterized. The transcript has a single exon. Lineage: Eukaryota; Metazoa; Arthropoda; Insecta; Hymenoptera; Formicidae. Gene Ontology annotation, biological process: proteolysis. Gene Ontology annotation, molecular function: aspartic-type endopeptidase activity. The coding region runs from base 1 to 1608 and encodes 535 amino acids. The record is from RefSeq and is a predicted model, not a curated record.
AUGAGUGCCGACCUGAAGGCCUUGUUAGAAGCUCAAACCGACAUCCACGGACGAAUGUCUCGCUCCGUGGACAACCUCCGCAAGAUGGGAGUCACCAACAUCACCGCCGGUGCCAUCCAAGCUCGCCUCACCAUCCUCGAAAACCUCUGGGCGAAAUUCGAGGCUCAACACGAACUGAUACGAACGGCUCUUAAAGACAGAUACUUGGAGAGUGAGUACGCCAAAAAUGAUUUCAUCGAUACUGCGGAAUGUACUUACGUAUCUCAGCGGAGCACGUUGAGCAACUACGCUGACAAGUUAAGGGCCGAGUCAGUUGUCGCACACAGAAUCGAACCGAAGUCGGAGUCUUCUCCCAAAACCGCGUUGCCGCGUAUAAAAUUGCCGCCGUUUUCGGGUGCCUACGAAAACUGGCCUUCGUUUCGGGAGCUCUUUUUAUCCCUCGUCGGAGAGAAUCCGUCGGUCUCGAACAUUGAGCGGUUCCAUUACCUUCGCUUCUGCAUGAAGGGAUCUGCGGAAAAAUUAAUCCGAUCAUUAACGGUUACAAGCGAGAAUUACGACCGCGCGUGGGCGAUCUUGGCAAAACACUUUGAAAAUAAGAAAGAGCUCAUGCGAUCAAAUUUUUCUACUUUCACUGCCGUCGGAAAAAUAAAGUCCGAGUCCGAGGAGCUAGCCGAAGAGCUAAGUCGUAUCCAUCACGCCGUCACGGCCACCGUCAACGCGCAAGAAAGCAUCGGAAGACCCAUCAAUUCCCAUGGGAUGGAUCUCCUCAAUCACCUGGUGAUCGAAUUGUUCGACUCGCGAACACGUCUCGAGUGGGAAUCUUCCACCAGCGAUUCUCCCGAUCCGCCGACUCACGAAGCACUCACUGACUUUAUUAGUAAAAGGAUUCUUACCUUGAACGCCGCGAAACCCAAGAUCGCCACGAAGAGUGCUGGGGAAACCUCCCGGACCGCGAAGUCUCACUUCGUGAAGAACGGGCCCGACGCGUCCAAAUGCGCCGCUUGCAAGGGCAAACACACACUAAUGCAGUGCCCCGAGUUCAAGUCCAAGUCCGCGAGCGAAAGAAAGUCAUUCGUCGAGGUUAGCGGACUUUGUUUUAACUGUCUCGGGAACCACAUGAUGGCAAAAUGUCAAUCCAUCAAAACGUGUUUCAUGUGCAAGUCGCGGCACCACACACUGUUGCACGACGCGUACACGACACCAACAUCACACGAAGCGAGCACUUUCUCCACGACACGCACUUCACACGACAAAAGGGCGACUCUUCUCGCCACCGCGCGCGUCACACUCACCGACCGUCUGGGACGACCUCAGGAUGUGCGAGCCCUGCUCGACCAGGGAUCCGAGGUGUCUCUCGUCUCGGAAGACUUAGCGCAGCGCCUCCGUCUGGCGCGCACCCGCUCCUCGAUGUCCAUAAUUGGAAUCGGAGGAGCACACUCAGGAUCCACACGCGGAAGGGUAACGCUCGCUCUGAAGUCAAGGGUGACUGGAGCCCCCCUCACCGUAGCUGCUUACGUCCUUCCACGGCUGUCUUCCUACCAGGGGCCAGCAAUUCAGGGCUCCACCACGUGGCCGCACAUUCACGGCCUCACUUUGGCGGAUCCGUAG